CACGAAGUUCCAUUUCAUGUCUAAUCUAUUCUAUCUUUAGUCAAUGAUGCAAUACGCAAAUGACUUUCAAAAGGUGAAAACAAAAAAACAUUAGAUAUCUAAUCUAUUUCUAAUUCUUAGUUAAUGGCAAUGCCAAGAAAUAUUUAAAGAUUGACAGUUUGUACGUUUUUAUUGGUUAACACAUACUUUAGUAAUUGGUUACCUUAUCUGGUUUUACGAAAAAAAAAAGAAAAGAAUAAAAAAGAUUUUUGAAAUCUUAAUGACACAAACCGAUAGUUGAAUAAUCAGUACUGUUCAAACUAUUCAUAAGGUGGAAAUGCUAAUUAAAAACUAGAUGAGCCAAAAAGCAUAUUUAUGCCAGAUUUAAGAUACAUAUAACGUGAGUUAUGGGUUGAAUCAUGAAUCGCGCAAAAUGUAAAUGAUUUAUUUAAUUUAAAUAAUGUAAGAAGUAAAUGAUAUAAAAUAUAUAAUUAUGAUUGGCUGCUCUAAAUUAUUUGUACAAACUAAUAGAUAAAGUAUUAAUAUGACUUCACAAAAUAUCUCGUUAAAAUCAUUAUUGACGCUUAAUAAUAAUGAUUUUAAAGAGUUUGUUUGUGGCUGGGGAGCUGCAGUAAUUAAUGUAUCUAUUACCUUUCCAAUUAACAAAAUAGUAUUUAGACAGAUUUUGGAAGAUGUUCCAGCCAAUAUUGCGUUUCAACAGAUAUCCAGAGAAGGGAUAAGAUUAAUAUAUCGUGGAAUUUUACCACCUCUUUGCCAAAAAACUCUUUCGGUUAGUGUAAUGUUUAGUAUGUACGAAGGUUGCAAGGAACGUUUGUGCACAUUAACAAAUAAUGAUAUAUUAACGAGAAUAAUAGCAGCGCAUUUUGCUGGUACUGUUGAGGCUAUACUUAUGCCGCUUGAAAGAGUACAAACAUUGUUGCAAGAUUGGCGGUAUCAUGAUAAGUUAAAAAAUACUUCGCAUGCAUUUAAGUAUUUAUUAAAAAAUUAUGGUAUAUCAGAAUGUUAUCGUGGAUUAGUCCCAAUUAUAUAUAGGAAUAGUUGUUCCAAUCUUAUGUUUUUUAUUCUCAAAGAACAAUCGAAACAAUACGUAGGCGAACAAGAAUCAUUAUUUACAAGUUUUGUUAAUGGUGCUCUAAUAGGUGGUUUCACAAGUACUGUAUUUUAUCCGAUGAAUGUAAUAAAAAUUCAUAUGCAGUCAAAAAUAGGUGGUAAUUUUGAGAAAUUUAUGACAAUUACUCGUGAAAUAUAUGUUGAAAGAAACAGAAGUAUAAUGUCAUUUUAUAAGGGUGCGCAUUUAAAUUGUAUGAGAUCAUUUAUAAGUUGGGGAGUUAUAAAUGCAUCUUACGAUUUUCUAAAAACAGUCAUGUUUUCACAAUAAUUUAUGUUAAAAGUAUUUAAAUUUAUUUAAAGACACAUAUAUACAUUAUUUGAUGUAUAAUUUUACAAAUGGCAUUUUUUAAUUAGAACUAUUAAUCGCACAUUUUUUCUUAUAAUAAAAUAUCAAAAUCAUGUAAGGGAAAUAAAAAUUUUGGUAUUAUGACAAUGUUAUGAAAUAAUGUCUUUUUAUUUAAACGAAUAAACUUA
Messenger RNA from Frieseomelitta varia, 1584 nucleotides. Its product is annotated as mitochondrial nicotinamide adenine dinucleotide transporter SLC25A51. The transcript is spliced from 3 exons. The coding region runs from base 524 to 1378 and encodes 284 amino acids. NCBI's taxonomy places the organism in Eukaryota, Metazoa, Arthropoda, Insecta, Hymenoptera, Apidae. The record is from RefSeq and is a predicted model, not a curated record.